CACGCUUUGUUCGUGGUGGUCACGUAAUUUUGGACGUUGCUUCGAUACGUCUUGCCGCGAUAUUUCAGCUUUGAAAGGUCGACGCAACUGUGCGGAGUAACAUCGUUUGUGUAUUUUCAGACUUUACGCCCUCGGUGUCGGUUAUCUGAGCAGCUCGGCCCGGUUGUAGUUAACCCGGAGAGGAACCGCAAGGCCCGGGUCGCAGUUUAUCCGCCUCCAGCUGUCGAGUGUUCGUUUCCAGAGACGUUAUCCCGGGUUAAAUUAGCAAGCUUUUGUGGCACGACACAGGUCAAACGGCUUCUUGUUGACAGCGGAGCCAACGGAAGCGGUUUCUUUUCGUCUCGCGCCGCGUCCUUCAGCGAGACUGCUGAGACGUCAACGGUUGCCCACGCGAUGGUUUUGUUAAAAAACCUCCGUCCUCCCACCGAGGGAGUGAGGCACGAGCAAGCCGAGACCACGGCGGUGAUGAACGGCCAGAAGAUGGGCUGCGGCACGCUCUACGUCGCCGAAACGCGUCUUUUGUGGUUUGACGGCUCGGGGAUGGGCUUCUCUCUGGAGUAUCCCUCCAUCGGCCUGCACGCCAUCUCCAGAGACGUCAGCGCCUACCCACAGGAGCACCUGUACGUCAUGGUCAAUGGCAAACUCACAGAGCACGGCCACGCUGACAUCCCGUCCUUCUACACCUGCGACGAGGGUCUGUCGGCGCUGACGCAGGAGGGCCAGGCCACGCUGGAGAGGCUGGAGGGGAUGUUGGCCCAGUCCGUGGCCCAGCAGUACCACAUGGCCGGGGUCCGCACCGAAGAACCUAACGCCGAACUGGAAGACGGGAUGGAGGUGGAUGCCGCAGCGAUGGAGGCCGGCCAGUUCGAGGACGCAGACGUUGAGCACUGAGGGAAGUCAUCUCAGCAGCCAGUGUUGCAUCAUGGGACUUGGAGGAGAGGACAGCAGCACUUACAUCAGCUCUUGCUUGUAAUCGUCUCACUAGUCUUUUGAAGCUUCUUACAUUUCCUCUUGUGUUGAAUCAGAGCUCACAUGUUGUAUUGUGUCUUUGGUUUUCUGCUCACCUUCAUCUUUACUAAUGUCUUCAAGUCAUAUACAUAAAUAGUAAAGUACGCUGUAUACAACCAGGACCGCUAAUGUAGACUAAUGAGAUGCAGCCACGAAGACCCAGAUCCUGUUGUCUGUAAAGGAGAGGAAAGAAAGAAAGAAAGCUGAGUUUGUUUUGUACCUAACAACCAAUUUAAUAUCUGAUUCUCUGCAAAGGAGAGUUACUGUCUUUGUAUGAAAUUGUCAAUAAAUGCAUAAUUUUUGUAAG
Messenger RNA from Etheostoma cragini (Arkansas darter), 1315 nucleotides. It is a transcript of the gene clns1a, whose product is annotated as chloride channel, nucleotide-sensitive, 1A. The transcript has 5 exons. The record is from RefSeq and is a predicted model, not a curated record. The coding region runs from base 394 to 891 and encodes 165 amino acids. Lineage: Eukaryota; Metazoa; Chordata; Actinopteri; Perciformes; Percidae. Gene Ontology annotation, cellular component: methylosome; plasma membrane; cytosol. Gene Ontology annotation, biological process: cell volume homeostasis; mRNA cis splicing, via spliceosome; chloride transport.